This is a messenger RNA of Apaloderma vittatum (bar-tailed trogon), 1423 nucleotides long. RefSeq names its product TRAF3-interacting protein 1-like. Lineage: Eukaryota; Metazoa; Chordata; Aves; Trogoniformes; Trogonidae. The annotation marks the transcript as partial. Gene Ontology annotation, molecular function: microtubule binding. Gene Ontology annotation, biological process: cilium assembly; regulation of microtubule cytoskeleton organization; intraciliary transport. The record is from RefSeq and is a predicted model, not a curated record. The transcript is spliced from 12 exons. Gene Ontology annotation, cellular component: axoneme; centrosome; intraciliary transport particle B.
GUGAUUAGAGUGACAGGUUUUAUGAAAGGACUUUACACGGAUUUCGAAUUGAAAUCAGAUAACGUUAAGGAUAAAGAUGCCAAAAUCAGCUUCCUUCAGAAGGCGAUUGAUGCUGUUGUGAUGGUAACAGGAGAGCCACUGUCAGUAAAACCAGCACGUGUUGUGGCUGGACACGAACCUGAAAAGACCAAUGAAUUUCUUCAAGCAAUUGGGAAGUGUUGCUUGAAUAAGCUGUCCAGUGAUGUCGCUGUAAAAAGAAUCCUUGCGGGGGAAAAAACUGAUGCUAAAGGAAAACCUCCGUCCUCAAAAUCUCGAGAUAAAGAAAGCAGAGGAUCCAAACCAGAAGAACAAAAAAGCCAUAGAAAUAAAGAAGGUAGAGGAGACACUGAAAUUAAAGACAGAAGCUCAAGCAGAGACAGAAGACCCAAAGGAGAUUUGAAAGAGAAGGAAGAAAAAGAAAGUGAUAAACAGAAGAGUAAUGAAGACAGACACAAAGACCCUGAAAGAGACACCUUUAAGGAAGGAGAAAAACAGGAAAGGGAAAGAAACAAAAGCAGAACAACCAAGCAAGGAAGAGAAACAGAAAAAAACAAGCAAAAAGAAGACACAGAAAGAGAAGACCAUCUUGGGAGUGAUAAAGGACAAGAAAGAGAGAAAAACAAUGAAGGAGGAAGAGAAAAGGACAGACUAAAAGGAAGAGACAAAGAUAAGGCUAGGGACAGAGAACGAGAGAAAGACAGAGAUAGAGGAAAAGAUCGGGAAAGGGACAGGGAAAGGGACAGGGAAAAAGAUGGAGAGCGUUUAAGAGAACAUGGAAAAGAUAAAGCAGGGAAAAAGUCUGCAGAGUCUGAGGAAUCCAUGCUUAGAAGAACUCAGAGGCCAACUAAAGACAGCAAGUGCCAGCCAGAUAACGAGGGUGAAAGUGCUGCAGGAAUAUCAAGACAGCCCUCAACAAAAGAAUCAAGGCAAUGUGCCAGACCCGGAGGAGAAGGAACUGCAGAAACUAAGAGCGUGGCAGAUAGGAUUUCGGAAGACAGCGUUGCUAAACUGCAGGAGAAAGCUGACCUGGGACUUAAAGUAAAACAGAAAGAAGAAGAAGUGGAGAAUGUGGCUCCUGAAAAGCCUGCAGUAUCUGAAAACGGUGACGUACCUAAUGACCUUCCACCUCAGCCUGUCCAAAGACGUAUUCCCCGUCCUAGCAGUGCGAGACCAGCACCGCCUCGAGUAAAACGUCAAGAAAGCACAGAGGUCUCACUUCCAGAAAGGAGUGGCAGUGGUAAAACAGUCUCAAACGUGAUCACAGACCAGCAGAUUUCUGAUGAUGACGAUGACCAGUUUGUGGUGGAAGCAGCGCUGCCACUGCCAGAAAUGCCAGAUAUGGAAACGGAGCCAGAAGUGGACCUGGCUGACGAUCAAAAGCAUG